Messenger RNA from Xenopus laevis (African clawed frog), 2232 nucleotides. Its product is annotated as extracellular calcium-sensing receptor. The record is from RefSeq and is a predicted model, not a curated record. Bases 1 to 2232 code for a protein of 743 amino acids. The transcript has 5 exons. NCBI's taxonomy places the organism in Eukaryota, Metazoa, Chordata, Amphibia, Anura, Pipidae.
AUGCAUGCCCUGAUAUUUGCUGUGGAGGAGAUUAACUCGGAUCCUGAGCUCCUCCCUAAUAUUACAUUGGGCUUCCAGGUUUUUGACACAUGUGUGACCAUAGAAGGAGCAGCAUAUGGAACCCUUUCAAUGCUCUCAGGAGGAAAGGGAAUCACCCCAAAUUAUCACUGCCACAAAGAGUCAACUCUUGCUGGAAUUAUUGGUGACUCUGGGUCCACACGAUCCAUUCUUAUGGCCCAAAUUUUUGGGUUGUACAGAUACCCACAGGUCAGUUAUUUUGCAACCAACCCUAUUCUCAGUGAUCGGAACUUGUUUCCUUCCUUUUUUCGUACAAUCCCUAGUGAUGAAUUUCAGAUGAAAGGCCUAGCCCAGCUGGUUGCCUAUUUUGGUUGGUCUUGGGUUGGACUCUUGGCCAACGAUAAUGACUAUGGUCAAUAUGGACUACGGAUGGCAAAGCAGGAAAUAUUAAAUACUGGUGCCUGUGUGGCUUUUACUGAGAAUAUCUUGACUGGCCAACCUAAUAGAAAUGCUCCUCACCUUGUAAAUGUUAUUAAACAGUCAACUGCAAAAGUUGUGGUUGUAAUCACAACUGAACCAGAUUUUGUGAUUGUGGUGGAAGAACUGUUAAGACAAAAUGUGAUCGGAAAUAUCUGGAUAGCGAGUGAAGCUUGGGCCACAUCAGAUUUGCUUUCUAAGGAGCGAUAUCAAAGAGUUUUAUUAGGAACUAUUGGUUUUGCCAUCCAUCGUGGUAAGAUGCCAAAGUUCAGUAAGUACCUCAACAGCCUUCACUUAUACAACAGUCUUUUUGACCCGUUUGUAAAGGAAUUCUGGGAGCAUACUUUCUCUUGUAAGUGGCCAGGUCAGACAGAUUUAUCUCAGUGGAUGGUGAAUACCACAACCUGUACAGGAAAGGAACAACUGGAUAACCUACCAAUUGAAGAAUAUCACAGAGUAUCCCUCAAUGUAUAUACAGCUGUUUAUGCCAUUGCCUGGUCCUUACAUAACUUACUUUAUUGUGAAACUGGAUUUGGACCAUUCCAUCAUGGGGGCUGUGCCAAUAUCUCUUCAUUUCACCCUUGGCAUCUUCUGCACUAUGUAAAAAACGUAAACUUCACAACGAAAGACGGGAGCCAAAUUGUGUUUGAUGCAAAGGGGAAUCCACCAGUGGUCUAUGAUAUUGUGAAUUGGCAGUGGAGUGUUCCUUCUUCUAAAUGCAGCACAAGUUGUCCUUCAGGAUAUAGAAAGUUGAUUGUACCAGGGAAGCCCAUUUGCUGCCACGAGUGUGCCCGGUGCCCUCAGGGACAAAUUUCCAACCAAUCAGAUAUUGAUGAAUGUCAGCCAUGUUCCUGGGAUACUUGGCCAAAUCUACAACAUACAAAAUGUUUACCAAGAACUACAGAGUUCCUUUCUUAUGAAGAGCCUUUGGGGUACAGCUUAGCAGCCAUCACCAUCUUCUCUUCUCUAAUACCGCUUAAGAUAUUUGGUGUUUUUAUUCAUUAUAAAAAUACACCCAUUGUUCGAGCCAAUAAUUAUAUUGUUAGCUGCCUUCUCCUGCUUUCCCUGUUCCUCUGUUUCCUUUGCUCUUUAGGGUUCAUUGGUUACCCACAACCUGAACAGUGUCUUCUGCGCCAGGUGGCAUUUGGGACAGUUUUUGCUCUCUGUAUCUCCUGUAUUCUGGCCAAAACCAUCACUGUUGUCAUUGCCUUUAAUGCAACCAAACCAGGCAGCAGGUUAAGAAAGUGGACAGGGGUAAAGGUGUCCUAUUGCCUCAUUACAUUGUGUGUCUUUGUUCAGUUAUUUUUGUGUGUGUUGUGGAUGAUAUAUGCUCGUCCCUUUCCUGAACUUGACACUGACACAAAACCUGGAAUCAUCAUAGUGAACUGCAAUGAACAUUCACCUACAGCAUUCUGGUGCAUGCUGGGAUACCUUGGUCUCUUGGCUACCAUCAGUUUCAUUGUUGCAUUUUUGGCCAGAAGACUCCCUGACAGUUUCAAUGAAGCCAAAUUUAUCACAUUCAGUAUGUUGGCUUUCCUCAGUGUCUGGGUGUCCUUUAUCCCAGCCUAUCUCAGUGCACGGGGCAUGUAUACUGUGGCAAUGGAGGUCUUUGCCAUUUUAUCUUCCAGUUGGGCUGUGGUGAUCUGUAUCUUUGUUCCCAAAUGUUACAUUGUAUUGUUCAGGCCUAAAAUGAAUUCAAAAGAAUAUCUCAUGGGAAAAGGCAGAGGGGCACAAUAA